This is a messenger RNA of Angiostrongylus costaricensis, 1056 nucleotides long. The record is from the annotation of a GenBank genome assembly. Lineage: Eukaryota; Metazoa; Nematoda; Chromadorea; Rhabditida; Metastrongylidae.
AUGCCUCGCAUCGAAAAUGAGCCUAAGCUUGACUUCAAGGACGUGUUGCUUCGGCCAAAGCGCUCUACUUUAAAGAGUAGAUCUGAUGUUGACCUUGUCCGAGAAUAUGUUUUUCGAAAUUCGAAAAAGGAAUACAGCGGAAUACCUAUCAUUGCGUCGAACAUGGACAAUGUUGGAACCUUUGAAAUGGCUAAAGCUCUGUCUGCUCAUAAAAUGUUCACGACCAUUCACAAGCACUACACGGUUGCUGAAUGGGAACGGUUCCAAAAUGAAGUUCUCGGAUCGGAUGUGUUUAAUCAUAUAGCGGUUUCUUCAGGAAUAUCUGAUAGUGAUUUCGAAAAGCUACGAGCAAUCUGCAGUAUGGUCUCUUGUCUAGACUACAUUUGCAUCGAUGUUGCCAAUGGUUACUCUGAAUGCUUCAUCGAUUUCAUUCGCAAAAUUCGCGAGGAAUUUCCUACGCAUACUAUCCUUGCCGGAAAUGUGGUCACAGGUGAGAUGGUCGAAGAGCUGAUUCUUUCCGGAACUGACAUUGUUAAGGUAGGAAUUGGACCAGGAUCCGUAUGUACCACCCGCAAGAAGACAGGUGUAGGUUACCCCCAAUUGAGUGCAACUUUGGAAUGUGCAGAUGCUGCUCAUGGUUUGAAUGGUCAUGUCAUAAGCGACGGUGGCUGUACAAAUCCCGGCGAUGUCGCUAAAGCUUUCGGAGCAGGCGCAGAUUUUGUGAUGAUUGGUGGACUGUUUGCUGGACAUGAUCAAAGUGGAGGGGAAAUCAUAGAAAAAGGUGGACAGAAAUUCAAGUUAUUUUAUGGAAUGAGUUCGGACACCGCGAUGAAGAAACAUCAUGGAAACGUUGCUGAGUAUAGAGCAAGUGAAGGAAAAACAAUCACAAUUCCAUAUAGAGGUGAUGUAAACAGAACUGUGCAGGAUAUACUUGGCGGGCUCAGAUCUGCGUGUACGUACACAGGGGCAGCGAAACUUAAGGAGCUGGCGAAGCGCACAACAUUUAUAAGGGUAACUCAACAGACGAACGAUAUGUACGUUCCAUUUGAGGUCUAG